AUGGGACUAGAGAUUAGCCAUGCCUCUCUCAACUUUCUCCCUCCCUUCCUCCCCAUCCACCUCUCUCCGUACAGCAAAUCAACGGUGGUUGUAGGUGUGGUAGCAGAUGAAAGUCUACAGACCAGUGGCUCUAGGAAAAGUGUCUCUGUUCCUGACACUCUUGCUGCCACCAACAACAAGGUUGAAAAUGUACCGUGGGGGAAUCGACUCUUCGGUUAUCACAUACCCCGGAAGGCAAAUCAAAGUAUCGUUGUCUCAGAAAACAACAACAACACAAAGACGAAAAAGGCUCGGUGGUGGCGUUGUUGCAGGAAAACACGUCGAGUUACACCCACUGUCACCCCUCAACAGGACGAGGUAGUGGACUUUAAAGGCCUCAUAGAGGAAAAGGAGAGACUAGAAGACAAGACAGUUCUUCCAACUGAGUCCAAAAAGAAGAAGAAGAAGGAAAAAAAUGUUGUCUUGCCUGAGACCAUCAAAAAGGAGAAAGAUGAGAGGUUUCCUCAGGCUGUCCAACCCAAAAAAUGCCAGGCCCCACCAGCUCCCACCCCUCACCAGGACACAGUAGUGGAGUUUAAAGGGCUCACAGAAGAAGAGGAAAGACUGCUUGGAGUAGACGAGACAAUUUAUCAAAAUCUAUCCAAGGGAAAAGAUGCCAUCUCCCCCAGUAAGUCCAUCAGACAGGAGAAAGAAGAUACAGUUCUUCAUGCUGUGUCUGAAAAUAAAGAAGAACUUGCCAUCAACUCCAUUGAGACCCACAUACAGGAGAAAGAAGGGACAGUCCUUCAGGCUGUCCAACCCAAAAAACGCCGGGCCCCACCAGCUCCCACCCCUCACCAGGACACAGUGGUGCCCAAGGGAAAAGAUAGCAUCUCCCCCAGCAAGACCAUCAGGCAGGAGAAAAAAGAGACAGUUCUUCAGGCUGUCCCCAUGAAGAACAACCCUCCAACUGAGACAUUCAGACAGCAGCAGAUCCACCAUCUUGGGUUCCCCAAUCCAGCACAGUUCUGCUACAUCAACUCCUGCCUGCAGAGCCUCCUCACAUUAAAGGACUUUGUUAACACCAUCAGCUGUCAGGAGCUGAUCUGGAAUUUAUUACCUGAUGCUGCACUUUUAAGAUCAUUCAUGGACAUUAAAGAGUCUCACUCUUCUGGCGAUGUCAACCAUAAGAUUCGCCUCGUGAAUGCAUUCAGGAAGACAAUUUGGUCCCCGGAGUUCCAUGAUCUUCAACAGAAGGAUGCUCAUGAGUUCCUAACCUCCAUCUUGGACCAGAUGAGAUGUUUGAGCCCACAGCUUCAGGUGAUGGCAGCCAGCAUGGACACAACCUACAGCUGUCCAGUGGAGCAACACAUGGUUUUUAAAAUGCUCAACAUUAGAACCUGCAAGAGAUGUGGGACAGAAUCACACAGAGAGGAGGAAUUUACUAACCUCUCCCUUGACCUCAUACCUGGCGGCGGAUCCGUAGAGGACAUGAUAAAAGAAUACCUGAUGGAGAAGGAAUUGGAUUACAAUUGUGAGUGCGGUGCCACCACUUCAGUCCAGCGCUCAUCAUUUCUGACCGUGCCAAGAGUACUGGUUUUACACCUGAAGCGCUUCAGGAUAACUCCCACCUUCACACUGACAAAGGUCCAUGAUCCCAUCGUCCUCCUUAGAGAUCUAGUUGUGACCACUGACCAGGCUGGUGCCCUCUACAGUCUAGUCAGCUCCAUUAACCACAUCUCCCCCUCACAAAAAUGUGGACACUACAUCUGUGACGGAGUGGAUACGGAUAUAGGACAGGAGGACCUAACUGACCGCUGGUUCACCUACAAUGACUCAGUGGUCACGGAAACCAGUGGUGACAAUGUAUGUAACCAGCGGGAAAAAACCUCCUACAUCUUGUUCUACCAAAGACAGGACUAGAAGGCGGGGUGCUCUUUCAAGACUUUGGAGACCCAUCGGCAGGACCAGGGACCUGAACUUAAGUCAAGUCAAAGUCAAAAGUCACUUUAUUGUCAGUUCUGCUACACAUGUACACAUACAGAGAACUGAAAUUACUUUUCUCUCAGAACCCUAGUUUAAAACAAAUAUACACAUACACAUACACACACACAGCUAUAUACAGAAUAAAAACAAGCUCAAAAAUAUGCAGACUGAACAUAUAAAAUACAAAUAUUGGCCUGGGAUUGGAUGACGACACUGGGACCAGCGGAAUAAUGACGAGACCAUGACCAUGGAUUGGACGACGACACUGGGACCAGCAGAAUAACGAGGAGACCAUGAC
Messenger RNA from Centropristis striata (black sea bass), 2263 nucleotides. RefSeq names its product ubiquitin carboxyl-terminal hydrolase 37-like. The coding region runs from base 1 to 1902 and encodes 633 amino acids. Gene Ontology annotation, molecular function: cysteine-type deubiquitinase activity; cysteine-type endopeptidase activity. Lineage: Eukaryota; Metazoa; Chordata; Actinopteri; Perciformes; Serranidae. Gene Ontology annotation, cellular component: cytosol; nucleus. The record is from RefSeq and is a predicted model, not a curated record. Gene Ontology annotation, biological process: protein deubiquitination; G1/S transition of mitotic cell cycle. The transcript has 15 exons.